This is a messenger RNA of Emys orbicularis (European pond turtle), 1177 nucleotides long. RefSeq names its product septin-2. Gene Ontology annotation, molecular function: GTP binding; molecular adaptor activity; GTPase activity. Lineage: Eukaryota; Metazoa; Chordata; Testudines; Emydidae. The record is from RefSeq and is a predicted model, not a curated record. Gene Ontology annotation, cellular component: septin complex; microtubule cytoskeleton; septin ring. The transcript has 12 exons. Bases 103 to 1152 code for a protein of 349 amino acids. Gene Ontology annotation, biological process: cytoskeleton-dependent cytokinesis; intracellular protein localization; regulation of exocytosis.
GCGGUUCCGGUCCGGAUUGCGGCCUGGCAGCUGGGCGAGCGCGGAGGAGGCGAAGGCUCUCGGGGGGUUGGGCCCAGGUUCUGAAACUUGCAGUGACGGAACAUGUCUCAGUCAGGUGAAAAAGUAAAGUUUUCUGACUCAGCAGGCUAUGUGGGAUUUGCUAAUCUGCCCAACCAGGUCCACAGGAAGUCUGUAAAGAAGGGCUUUGAAUUCACUCUAAUGGUGGUUGGAGAAUCUGGUUUGGGAAAAUCCACCUUAAUUAACAGUUUAUUCCUGACUGAUCUUUAUCCAGAACGUUACAUUCCUGGAGCUGCAGAGAAAAUAGAGAGAACAGUCCAAAUCGAAGCUUCUACAGUAGAGAUUGAGGAGCGAGGGGUGAAACUCCGUUUAACAGUAGUUGAUACACCAGGAUAUGGCGAUGCCAUUAACAGCCAGGACUGCUUCAAAACAAUCAUCCAUUAUAUUGACAAUCAGUUUGAAAGAUACCUUCAUGACGAGAGUGGUCUGAACAGGCGCCACAUUAUAGACAACAGAGUCCACUGCUGUUUUUACUUCAUCUCACCCUUUGGGCAUGGGCUGAAGCCUUUAGAUGUAGAGUUCAUGAAAGCUCUUCAUGGAAAAGUCAACAUUGUCCCUGUGAUUGCCAAGGCUGACACUCUGACACUGAAGGAGAGAGAGAGGCUGAAGAGAAGGGUUCUGGAUGAGAUUGCUGAGCAUGGCAUUAGGAUUUACCAGUUGCCUGAUGCAGACUCUGAUGAAGAUGAGGAGUUCAAAGAACAGACCAGGGUCCUGAAGGCUAGCAUUCCCUUUGCUGUUAUUGGGUCCAACCAACUUAUUGAGGUGAAAGGAAAAAAAAUCCGAGGUCGUCUUUACCCUUGGGGAGUGGUUGAGGUUGAGAAUCCAGAGCACAAUGACUUCCUUAAAUUGCGCACAAUGCUGGUAACGCACAUGCAGGACCUGCAGGAAGUGACCCAAGAUUUGCACUAUGAGAACUUCCGAUCGGAGAGAUUAAAACGCACUGGCAAGCCUGUUGAAGAAGAAGUUGUAGACAAGGAUAGGAUCCUCCAGCAGAAAGAGGCUGAGCUGCGUCGCAUGCAGGAAAUGAUUGCACAGAUGCAAGCCCAGAUGAGGAUGAAGCCUGGGGAUGAGUGAGAUGCUGAACAUGUGGCUGUACAAG